Messenger RNA from Anthostomella pinea, 2130 nucleotides. The record is from the annotation of a GenBank genome assembly. NCBI's taxonomy places the organism in Eukaryota, Fungi, Ascomycota, Sordariomycetes, Xylariales, Xylariaceae.
AUGAGACACAGUGCUGGCGCUGACGGGUCACAGGCUGCCAUCCAAAUUAUUGAGUCGCUACGGUCCAACCUAGGUGGCAACUCCAUCAACGACUAUGACAUCGAAUUGGAAGGUGGGGAGUUCUUGACGUCGAAGAUAUGGCUUGACAUCGUCAAGAGUGGUCCUCUUCCUCUGUUGAAGUUGACAUUGAAACCUCGCAUGCGUCCGGGCAACAAUUCUCUUGCGCUCAUACUUUUCUCGACAAAAGAGGUCACAACUGAUGGUUUAGCAUCCACCUCGAGUCAAUCAGCUAGGAACAAUGACGCCUUUGGAGCACUCCCAGAAUCAGAUUACAAAACUUCAGGGGACGAAGGUGAACACGAGAACCUUGACCCUCGCAACCGGUCACUCAUUGUCAGAGCGCCUGGAGAGCUUCAAAUUUUUGACCAGGACGACCCAGAGCCUUCGAAAUUUCAGAAUACGGGCAGGAACACCAAGGGACGGUUACGGAUUACCGACAAACAUUCAGCACAUGGUCCGUCACAUCCAGCCUACCCGCUUGACUCAUUUACUGGGGCGUUGGUUAAAGUAGAUGAUACUCCGGCAUCUGCUGCUGAGGACGCCACUAUGAAGACUCUCAUUGGCGGCUUCGGCGGCCAGUCCGAACCAACCCUUGUCGGCAGUCUCGGGUCACGUCAAGAGAACGACAGUCGUCGUAUUCUGGAUCUCAACUCCAACGGAGGCAAGCCUGAUGAGGAUGGAAGAGUACGUGUUUGGGAUUAUCUAAUUGACGCUGGAGAUGCCGAUGAAGUCAUCUUCACCCCAAGUGCUACGGGACACGAUGCACAAAGCAGCCCUUGCGGAGAUUCUGGCUCUCUAGAAAGACAGCCGCACCGAGUCGAAAGAAGCGAGCAGAGCGAGAAGCAAAGAGAACCGCAAUUGCGCACGCAUGGUGUUAUUUUCGCUGCUAGUAAGAGCAGCGACGAUGCUUUGCCGCAAUCUGCGAAAAUGCUACACCCGGACGGAGGACUAUACAUUUUGGAAUAUCGGAAGAAGGCCGCCUCAAAGCUCGUCUUCGACUUCUUCACUACAUCAAGGUCUUUACUGGAGAUGUUCAUCCCAAUCAAUUUCGAGCACGACACUACCAAAAAGAACUGGGGCGGGAUGAGUGUUAUUUGCCAGGUCAUGGACACGAUCUUCACCCCAAAAGUGCAGCUUGAACAGCCGGCCUACUUCGUCCAGAAUUAUGCAGAUGAUGUUGAUCUUCGAGAAGUCUUUUCCAUAACUGCGCCCUCGAAGGCAUUCGACGGUUGCACUGGGUGCUCGAAGGGCUUCAAGUCAUAUGAUGAAGGAGUAAUACAUCUGAAAACGAUGCAUUUUUCCCAGGACCCUGACCACGCGUUUCUUUCGAGGGAUCAAGCGGCGGGUUUCUUUAUCCGGGCCCCUGAUCAGAUACAAGUCGAAACACGAAUCAAUGACUUGACAUUACUCGUCCGAAAGAGCGAAUCAUUCAUAAGUACACUGUGCGAAAAGGCUGAAGAACUACGUCUGGGGGCUACGAGGUCUGAAGGCGAUGAUACCGAACAAGGCUAUCCAGUGAUGGAGAGGCUCGUCAGGGUUUUCGAGAGUGUCACUCUUCUCAUCGUGUUGACCGCGCGUAUGGUGUCCAAAGUAGACCUCCUAAUGAGGCAAACCCACAGGAGCAGUCGACACAGACAGAAUCUCGCCGCCAAACCGAUCUGGCAACUACACAAGAUCCAUGCAGAAGCCCAGAAGCACCUUGAGCACCUUGAGCACGCAAGAAUCGACAUCAUACUCGCCAGCAAGACAGACAGCCGAGCUGGGCGUGUGACGCUCACCUCGAUCGGACCGGAAUUUAUGAUUUCUUUGAUUAGCAACGGCUUGUUUCUGCGUCGACUCAAAGGCAGCUCGGGGGAAAGCGUUGACGUUUGCGAGUCAUAUAAGCAACAUACAACCAGUCUACAGCUCCAGGUGAACCAGAGACCACAGAAGCGGCUUUUUGCAGAUAUGUACGCGCUUGAAGAAGAACUCGACAUACUGCGCCGGGUGAUACACUGGCAGCGAAAGUUCUGCAGCGACAUCAUGCGUGUGCUCGAUCCCACGUCACACAACCGACAUCAGAAACACUGA